CUCGGCCCCCUCCUCCUCCUCCUCCUCCUUCUUCUUCUUCUUCUUCUUCUUCUUUUUCUUCUUUUUCUUCUCCUCCUCUUGCUCCCCCAGCUCGCCGUCCAGGGCCAUCACACCGCCUCCUCCUCCUCCCCCGCCCCCUCUCGCACCCCCCGCGAGCGGGCCACCGGGGCCACCGCCAGAGCAGGCAUGGGAGAUCGCACGCGGGCCGAGGGCGCGCUACUGGGAAUGCUGGCCUGGGUUCUUUUAAGACGGGUUCUGGCCACCAGCGACGGCAGCUUCAGCGACCCCCAUCAGCCCCGCCUCACUCCGGACUCGGGCUGCCGAGGAGGGGAGCUGCGAGCUCUGGGACGCGCCCAACUUGGAAAGCGCCUUGCUUGCCCAGCGCGCGCUACUUCUCGGGCGAGCACCCGGCGCUGGGGCACAUGCUGCUCCCGCCCCUGUGCGCCUGCGGCUCCCGGCUGUCCCUCCCCUGCGCCGCGCUCUCGCCUCGCUUUCCGCGGGAGCCUUCCAACCGGUCCUCGGCUGGGGAGAAGGACGAGAGCAGUGGGGAGAGCGAGUGUGUGGAGGGGGAAGUUAGGGCUUCCGCUUUCUCCCCCACUCCAGCGGCGGCGUUCAGUCCUCUGGGUGGAAUGUGUUCGCAGGAGCAGUGACAGCGGCCACAGCACGGGAGGCACCCGAGCCAUACACCCUGCAGCUGGAGAGGAGAGGAUGGUCGAGGUGGGAGAGACUAGAGUGAACCAGCAGGAGGAAGUCCUAGGGCCGCGAAGCUACGACGGAGGUCCGUCCUGGAAAAGCCUUCUCCUCCACCCUGGGCACUUUAAGCGGCGGUGGCGGCAAACGGCAGGAGGUUGCAGACCCGACAGCGAGCCUCCCUCUUUCCAGUCUUGCUCUGCCCUCCGGAGAUGACAACUGAGAAAGAAGUGUCCGGCCGGGCCAUUCCCUUCAGAGGGUGCUUGAUUCUCCAGAGACUGUCUUCAGCAUCAUCAAGAGUUCGUGUUACCUAAUGCUUCAGUGCUCCAUAUGUUGAAGACUCUUCUGAUGAGUCAGAUGACCUGAAUUUGAAUUCUUGUUUCACUCUCGAAGCACUGUGCCAGACACUGAGUGUUCAAUGUUCUUAUCAGUAAACUAGGUACCAUAAUAGCUCUUAGUUCUGCAGUUAUCAGUAUUAAAUUAGAUGCUCUAUAGAAAAUCUUCAUGUACAAUAUUUAUUGCACUGCAAAGACUUAAUAAAUGCUAGUUGUCCUUAAUUUGUUCAAACAGUUUUAGGAACUACAAGGUCACUUUAGCUUAUUAAGAAGUGGAUUUUAAGUUCAAAGUGUUAUUUACCUAAAUUCAUUAAAAGGUAAUCUCUGAUCAAUUUAAGACAAAAUAGAUUUUUAAAAAAAGCACCUAAAACCAACAAAACAACACUGCAUCAUUUUCUCUCAUCUGCUACCCAAAAUCUUUUCAGCUUUUAUUUUCAUUUUGUUCUGAUUUAUCAUUAUAAUACAAAUCAUAAAAAUAAUUCUUGUUAUUAUGUCUCUGUUAUCUUCAUUUUAUUUUUAUGUAAAUAAUGUUAUCUCUACCUUCUAUUUACUAACACUAUUUCUCUUAUUAAUCAAAAAGAGCCUUCAGAUCACAUUCAUUUCAGUGGAAAUUUAAUUUAAAAGGUAAGACACGUGGAUUAUGUAAAAUACUAAGCCACAAUGUGUACAUCUUUUACAUGAAAAUAGCCUUAAUUUCCCUGCUUGACUGAGAAAAGAAAUAAAAAGAAUGAUUGCUAUAAAUCAGGAAAAAUUCAUAACUUGCUGGAGGUAUAACAGCUGUUGAUUUAAGGUUUGCAUCUUCGAUAACACAAUGCUGCUGGGAAGAUAACAUCUUUUUGACAAAGCUGUGAGCAUAAAAAUUACAAGGCUUUACUCGACAUUUAAAUAUUUUCUCAAUAUCACUUAGAGAAAAAACAUUUUCUUUUAUUCACUUACACUAAAAUAUGUUUGAAGUUUACUGUAUCUCAUCAGCCAGCUUUACAAUAAAAUUUGGUGUUUUCUUGUUU
This is a messenger RNA of Cebus imitator (Panamanian white-faced capuchin), 2032 nucleotides long. RefSeq lists its product as uncharacterized. Lineage: Eukaryota; Metazoa; Chordata; Mammalia; Primates; Cebidae. The transcript is spliced from 2 exons. The record is from RefSeq and is a predicted model, not a curated record. The coding region runs from base 187 to 906 and encodes 239 amino acids.